UCACCUCCUGUCCUGACACUUAAAAGUAGAGAACCAACUAGCUCGUCUCAGUGAUGAAAAUGACUCCUCUGGUGUUUGCUGGCUGUGUGACAUGUCUGCUCCUGGGUACAGUGGGUGAGUUUCAUCUUUUUUAAGAACUUUGAUACAUAUUUGUUAGCUUGAACUCCAAAAGCUCCAAAGAUUAAAUAUGAAAAUGUGUGUUUAUUCUUUUUUCUCCUCAGCUUAUUCUUGGGCUCAGGAACCGUCUUCAUCUUUACAUUUUAAGUCAGUUCUUGUUGGAGAGGAAGUGACUUUAAAAUGUUUUCAUCAAGGAGCUCUGGUAGAUUUCUUUUUCUGGUAUAAACAACCUUUGGGACAGAAGCCACAACUCAUGUCUAAGUUUUAUGAUUAUAAGAAAAAUGGAACUCUAGUGGAUCCUUUCAAGAACGAUCCACGGUUUGAACUGGAGACAGUUAAAGACAGAAAUCACUUGAAGAUCUCAAAUGUGGAAAUGUCAGACUCUGCUACUUACUACUGCAUUCGCUCUUAUUCUUACACAUUUACAUUUUUGGAAGGUUUUAGUGUCCAUGUAAAGAACUCUUCUUCUUACAUCCAGACUUCAGUGGAUCAGUCGUCCUCUGAGAACAUCCAUGCAGGAGACUCUGUGACUCUGAACUGUACAGUACACACUGGGAGCUGUAAUGGAGAACACAGAGUUUACUGGUUUAAAGACUCUGGAGACUCUCAUCCAGGACUCAUUUACACUGAUGGAGGCAGGAAUGAUCAGUGUGAGAGAAACAACGACGCACAAAAACACAGUUGUGUUUAUGAACUGCCUAUGCAGAACAUAACUGAGUCUCAUUCUGGGAUCUACUACUGUGCUGUUGCCUCAUGUGGACACAUACUGUUUGGAAACGGGAGCAAACUGGACCUCACAGUUGAUAUUAAAAGCCAGUACGGGAAAGGUCAUAGUGAACACUCAUACAACACACAAAG
Messenger RNA from Oryzias melastigma (Indian medaka), 975 nucleotides. RefSeq lists its product as uncharacterized. The record is from RefSeq and is a predicted model, not a curated record. NCBI's taxonomy places the organism in Eukaryota, Metazoa, Chordata, Actinopteri, Beloniformes, Adrianichthyidae. Gene Ontology annotation, biological process: response to bacterium. The transcript has 2 exons. The annotation marks the transcript as partial.